AUGGCAGAGCACGUUGGCGAGCGAUUUUGUCACCAGCAACCUGGUCACACUGGACAGAGCAAGACAAACACAACAAAUGAGCCUUUGCGUGCUUUCAGCCUUAUUGCAUGGGGUCUCCCGGUAGCCCCAAAGUGCACAGAGCGAGCAGUGAAGAUUGCUAAUGCUAUUUCUAGCGACUACGAGCUUGUAGUGUUGCAGGAAAUUUGGCAUAUGCGAGAACGGCACCUCAUCAUUUUUAAAGCUCAAGAGAUUGGGUUCUACUAUUACCAUUACAUAAUCCGGCCCGGCUGUGGGAUUCCCAUUCCCAAUGGGGUGGAAGACCUUUUGCUCUUCAUGAGUCGGACUUUUGUUGGCAAUAAAGGUGUGGGUCUGCUCCGGAUCGAAACACCUGCUGGACAGAUUGACGUGUACGUAAUGCAUCUACUGGUCAAUUACAAUAUAAGAGGCAAACCUGGAAUAGGUGAUUUUUACCAAUUGCACCAAACUGAUCAGAGUUACGAAUUAACGCAGUUCAUUACGGCUACGAAUAAAAACAGGCUGACAAUUGUCUGUGGAGACUUUAAUUCAUCUCCUGAUUGUUUAGUACUGAAAAUACCACGUCAGUUGUUGUGUCUGAGAGACGCAUUUACCGAUGCAAGUAACGAUAUGGAUGGCUUGGCUUUUGCAUCACCUGAGAACAAGUUUUCGCAUAGAGAUCACCCCAUGCGAAUGGACUAUGUCAUGUACAAGAUUGCUAAGCAGCCAAAGAACAAGUCGGCUUGGCAUUUGGUGAAGAGCAGCAUCUUUAAAGGCUUCUUUAUCGAUGCUCAAGGUGAAAAAACGCCCUUGUCAGACCACUUUGGCGUCAGUGCGGAGUUUACAUUCAGUGAACCUAGAGCGCAUAGUUGCAAGCAGCUGGAUGGUUUCGAUGUUGUGACCACGAAUAUAGUGGAAUCAUUAGGUGUGACGAUAGAGCGCUCCUGUCCUUCGACAAAGUGCUCACACUGUGAUGCAAUAGAGCGAGAGCAGAGCGAGGAAGACAAAUUUACCGCGGACGCUACGUGUCUUCAAGAGUUGCAGAAUACGCUUUUUGCUGGCCGCAAUCAGGCAAUGUUGACACGGCAAAUUCGGCUUAGACGUGCCGUCGCAUUCUUCGUUGCAGAUCUAGCGGUUUUCAUGACUCACGUGAUGUCAAUCGUGGUGUCAAGCUGGUCCUGGGUUGUCGUGCUGCUGUUUGGUAUGAUCAGUGUGACCGAGUACAUUCUGACAUUCUAUUUCCUUACGUUUGAGUGCACAACGUUUAUUGAGCUCACGAUUGCAGCUCUCCCAAGCAUCGCCUACAGUAUUUACCAGCGUAAAAGCAAAUGA
Peronospora farinosa is the source of this 1347-nucleotide messenger RNA. The record is from the annotation of a GenBank genome assembly. NCBI's taxonomy places the organism in Eukaryota, Oomycota, Peronosporomycetes, Peronosporales, Peronosporaceae.